Messenger RNA from Colletotrichum phormii, 1642 nucleotides. RefSeq names its product carbon-nitrogen hydrolase. Bases 389 to 1642 code for a protein of 417 amino acids. The transcript is spliced from 2 exons. NCBI's taxonomy places the organism in Eukaryota, Fungi, Ascomycota, Sordariomycetes, Glomerellales, Glomerellaceae. Gene Ontology annotation, molecular function: catalytic activity. The record is from RefSeq and is a predicted model, not a curated record.
CCCCUCCGCUGGCGUCCGCAUCGUGGGGCCUUCUUACCUUCCAAUAGCGCCCUUCGCUCGGCGUCUGAAUCACCUCAUUCUCAAACUGAAGUGCUUUAGCCCAUAUUUUUUUAUCCUCUUCUUCAUCGGCCCGGUCGCCCAUUUCGAUUCCCGUCACUCCGCGGGAAACUGCAUUAUUAUCUACAUACCUCUAGUCACCGCUCCAGCUGGAUUGACUCACAGUGUACCCAUACAGCUCGGAUAUCAUCGCUUCAAGCAUUCUCGCUGGACGCUGUUCAUCAACGACUCCAAACCGAGUAUCCCGCACUCAAAAUCUCACCACUUACAACCAUCACCAACAUCACCACCACCAAACUCACACACCCUUAACCACAACCCAUACAAACAAAUGAAAAUGUCUUCAAUCCGCCUCGCAACAGCAUCCCCCGCAACAGCCCCAACAACAUCCCAAACCCUCUCCGACAUCGCCUCCCUCGCCCACCGCGCCUCCUCCUCCAACGCAGACCUCCUCCUCCUGCCCGAAGCCUACCUCGGCGCAGGCUACCCCCGCGGCGCCUCCUUCGGCUCCAAAAUCGGCUCCCGCGCCCCCGAGGGCCGCGACGAGUUCCUCGCCUACUUCAACGCCGCCGUCGACCUCGGCGACACCGUUGGCGACGCGGGCGCGGGAGGCGGCGACAAGUGGGUGAAGAAGCAGCUCCCCGCGCAGCACGCCGCCGGCGCCAAAAUCGAAAGGGGCGAUGGGUCCAGAGAGGAGCUGGAGAAGAUUGCCGCGCAGACGGGCGUGUUUCUCGUCGUCGGGUGCAUUGAGCGCGCCGGCGGGAGCUUGUACUGCGCCGUUGUCUACGUCUGUCCCAAGCUGGGUAUAAUUGGAAAGAGACGCAAAGUGAUGCCCACCGCAACGGAACGCCUCAUCUGGGCCCAAGGCUCCCCCGCAACCCUCCGCGCCGUCUCGACAACAAUCAAGGGCGUCCGCAUCAACCUCGCCGCCGCAAUCUGCUGGGAGAGCUACAUGCCCCUCCUCCGCCAAUCCCUCUACGCCCAAAACAUCAACCUCUACCUCGCCCCCACCGCCGACGGCCGCGACACCUGGCUGCCCCUCAUGCGCACCGUCGCCUGCGAGGGCCGCUGCUUCGUCGUCUCCUCCAACAUGGCUGCCAGGCCCCUUGCCACCAACACCACCACCGCAUCUCCAACAACAACGACGACGCAGGCGCAGAACAACAACAACGACAGUGGUAUCGAAGACGCAGAAGACGCCCAAAUUUACCCCCCUCGCGCGCGCCGCAACUCGUGCCUCACAGAAGACGGCAACGAAAUCGCUCUCCCCGGCAACAGCACCAGCACCAGCACCAGCACCAGCACCAACGGCACAACCCCCGCACCCAAGACCAAAACGACCUCGAAAGCGGCCCUCAAGUCAGAAGACUGGGUCUCCCGCGGCGGCUCCUCCAUCGUCGGCCCCUUUGGCGACGUCCUCGCCGGACCGCAGUGGGAGGACGACGAGGGCAUCAUCUACGCCGACGUCGACUUUGAAGACUGCAUUCGCGGACGGUUGGACAUUGACGUUGGAGGAAGCUAUUCGCGCAACGACUCCUUCAAGUUUUCCGUCGAGGGGUUGGAUCUGGACCCCUUGCCGUAUUAA